CAGAACUGCAGUACUCUUAAACCAUGGUACUGUACUGUGCCCAAGGGACUGGUAGCUCAAAGCGGAAAUCUCUGGUCGUCUGAAAUAGGUUCGAUUGCCACUGCCACCUUCGACGCGAGAUCUGGGCCUUCAGUGAUUCGGACAGAAGUUAAUUUUGCCCGGCGAAAUUCGUCGUUGAACUCAUUUGUGCGUUUCUGAGCCUCACAUUACUGGCAGUGAAGCGCAGUCGAUCGUCAUGGUUCUUUUGGAUGCGGAUCCUUUUCUAAAUGAGCUGACGAAGCUUUACGAGCACAAUCGCGACUCUGGCACAGUCUGGGUCACUCUCAAACGAUCAACUCUCAAACCACAUGCUAAGCGGAAGGAUGAAGACAGUGCCGAAUCUUAUCGCUGUUUAGUGAGAGCCACCGAUGGGAAGAAAAAAAUCAGUGCUUCGUUGACACUGAAAGAUCAUCAUCGAUUUCAAAUGGCUUAUGCGACUGUUUUGAAGGCCCACAUGGAUGCUCUCAAGAAAAGAGAAAAGAAGGACAAGAAGGAGAAGAAGCCUGCAGCAGUUACGAAAUCUUGAUCCAAGUAAAGGUGUAAUGACGGGGCAGAUAUCCUCUAUUACAAAAUUUACAUUCGAGCUUGUUGACAAGAAGCCAAUUCUCAGAAACUUAGUUAGAGAUAGUUCUAUUCAUCCGUAGUAAGUCGGCAUUCAACAAAGUGCAGGUCCAAAAAGUUGUGACACCCAUGGUAAUUUUUUAGGUCCCAACUGGUUUGUAGCUAAUAGAAAAAAGCUGGGGCGAAGAAGUGUGUUGGCGUUGUUUCUUCUUGUUAACCAGCAAUAGUUAGAAUGAUCAACGCGUCACCUAGUACAGUGUGCAUUGAAGAGAGAUUUGGUUAGCUCGUGAGCAUCGUAUGGCAUCGAGCUCCAAAUAGUCCGUCAGGAGCAAGUUAAUGAACAUAUGUUAUCAUCAAAAGAAGUUUCUACAUGACCAUAUUCAGCUGAACUCUUUGUUGGUACUUGCCCGUCAUACUUUAAUGUUCAACUGUUGCAAAUUGAAAUAGAGGGGGGAGAAGAAACAGUUAGGAUCAAAUGAAGAGGGAAGAUUUGUCCUAAAACUAAGAGAUCAGUAGAAUGUCUCGCCAUUAGUGGGGCUUCUUUGAAGCUUUUCAUGUCAACCAUGAACCGUGUCGCUUAGCCAAGUUUGUUUGCACCAAAAGAAGUAACUGGAAGAAGCUUCUUCCAGCUUCUAUGUGUUGUGUACUUCGGUUAGCCCCGGUAUAUUGUACCACCAUCGUUGGUAGUAAGAUAUUGCACGGAGUAUAUGACCGGUGUUGCACGCAACCAGUCAGUCAAAUUCAUGAAGACUUUGACUGAGUGGUUAACUUUGACAGGGAAUUUAUGGUUGAUUACGGAGUAUCCCUUACAAAGUGCAGAUUCGUUGAGUAACCUUAGUUAUUUAGAAGUUGUAGUACCUCAGUUAAACUUCAAAG
Marchantia polymorpha subsp. ruderalis is the source of this 1476-nucleotide messenger RNA. Lineage: Eukaryota; Viridiplantae; Streptophyta; Marchantiopsida; Marchantiales; Marchantiaceae. The record is from the annotation of a GenBank genome assembly.